This is a messenger RNA of Python bivittatus (Burmese python), 3136 nucleotides long. The record is from RefSeq and is a predicted model, not a curated record. NCBI's taxonomy places the organism in Eukaryota, Metazoa, Chordata, Lepidosauria, Squamata, Pythonidae.
GACUGUGGGUUAGAUAGGGUGUGAGAAGUUAGUGGCGCUGCUGCUGUGAGGGGACGGAGACGGCGUUCCCCCCCCUCCUCCCACGGCUUAAGCUUGGAUCAACGCGCGAUGCUCACGGACGGCACAGCCGCCCCGACUCCCACCGGCGAUGAGGAAAUAGACUCGGUGACGCCCCGUACUGCCCCGGCCGCCAUCGUUGAGGCCUCCACGGCCGGGCCUAACCCGUUGGGGUUGCGGGCCGUGCGCCUCUUCGGAGAGGCAGGGCCCUGUGGGCCGAUAGGCUCGGCAACAACUUCGGGAGAGGCCGGGGCUGCUGCCGCCGCUGCCGCCCUCGACUUUAAACUGGCGGCCGCUGUCCUAAGAAGUGGGGGCGGCGGUGGAUCCGGCAGCGACGAGGACGAAGUGUCUGAGGUUGAAUCAUUUAUUUUGGACCAAGAAGAUCUGGAUAACCCAGUGCUUAAAACAACAUCUGAGAUAUUUUUAUCAAGUGCUGCUGAAGGAGCAGACCUACGGACAGUGGAUCCAGAAACACAAGCAAGAUUAGAAGCUUUAUUGGAAGCAGCAGGGAUUGGUAAAUUGUCCACUGCCGAUGGUAAAGCCUUCGCAGAUCCUGAGGUGCUCCGAAGAUUGACUUCUUCUGUUAGCUGUGCAUUGGAUGAAGCUGCUGCUGCAUUGACACGGAUGAGAGCAGAAAACAAUCACAAUGCAGGACAAGUGGACAAUCGCAGUUUGGCAGAAGCUUGUUCAGAUGGGGAUGUAAAUGCUGUUCGGAAACUGCUUGAUGAAGGAAGAAGUGUAAAUGAACAUACAGAAGAAGGAGAGAGUUUACUUUGCUUGGCUUGUUCAGCUGGAUAUUAUGAAUUGGCACAAGUGUUGCUCGCCAUGCAUGCAAAUGUUGAAGACAGAGGGAAUAAAGGAGAUAUAACUCCACUCAUGGCAGCAGCCAGUGGAGGCUAUGUGGACAUUGUAAAACUACUCCUUGUUCAUUGUGCUGAUGUGAAUGCCCAGUCAUCUACAGGGAACACCGCGCUCACCUAUGCUUGUGCUGGGGGAUUUGUUGACAUUGUCAAAGUCUUGUUGAAAGCAGGGGCAAAUAUUGAAGAUCAUAAUGAAAAUGGACAUACUCCCUUAAUGGAGGCUGCCAGUGCAGGUCAUGUUGAGGUUGCAAGAGUACUUCUGGAAUAUGGUGCUGGAAUCAACACUCAUUCCAAUGAAUUCAAAGAAAGUGCCCUUACACUUGCUUGUUAUAAAGGUCACUUAGAUAUGGUUCGUUUUUUGCUUGAAGCAGGAGCCGACCAAGAGCACAAAACAGAUGAGAUGCACACUGCUUUAAUGGAGGCUUGUAUGGAUGGGCAUGUAGAAGUAGCUCGUCUGUUGCUCGACAGUGGUGCUCAGGUGAACAUGCCUGCUGAUUCAUUUGAAUCUCCGCUAACACUUGCUGCUUGUGGUGGUCAUGUGGAAUUAGCAGCUCUGUUGAUAGAAAGGGGAGCGAAUCUUGAGGAAGUUAAUGAUGAAGGGUAUACUCCAUUGAUGGAAGCUGCACGGGAAGGUCAUGAGGAGAUGGUGGCUCUAUUACUAGCACAAGGUGCUAACAUAAAUGCACAGACAGAAGAGACACAGGAAACAGCUCUAACUUUAGCAUGCUGUGGAGGAUUUUCAGAAGUAGCUGAUUUUCUUAUUAAGGCAGGAGCUGACAUAGAACUUGGUUGUUCUACACCUUUGAUGGAAGCAGCACAAGAGGGCCACUUAGAGCUGGUGAAAUACUUACUAGCAGCAGGUGCUAAUGUCCAUGCUACAACUGCAACAGGAGACACUGCUUUGACCUAUGCCUGUGAAAAUGGACACACUGAUGUUGCAGAUGUUCUACUUCAAGCUGGUGCAGAUUUAGAACAUGAAUCUGAAGGUGGAAGGACACCAUUAAUGAAGGCUGCAAGAGCCGGUCAUCUAUGCACUGUACAAUUUCUUAUUAGUAAAGGUGCCAAUGUUAAUCGGGCUACAGCUAAUAACGAUCACACAGUGGUGUCACUGGCAUGUGCUGGGGGCCAUCUUGCUGUUGUUGAGCUACUACUAGCUCAUGGUGCCGAUCCCACUCAUCGUCUUAAGGAUGGCUCAACUAUGCUUAUUGAAGCUGCCAAGGGUGGUCACACAAAUGUUGUUUCCUACUUACUGGAUUACCCAAAUAAUGUUCUGUCAGUUCCGACUACAGACAUGACACAGCUCACACCACCAUCUCAGGAUCAGUCUCAGGUUCCACGUGUACCAAUGCAUGCACUUGCCAUGGUUGUACCUCCCCAGGAACCUGACAGAGCUCCUCAAGAGAAUCCCUCUCCACUUUUGACUCUCCCAAAAGGUACAUCCAAGCAGAAGUCAACUUCCCUUCAGGUAGCAGAUCAGGAACUACUGUCACCUUUUCACCCAUACCAGCCUUUGGAAUGUAUAGUAGAAGAAACUGAAGGCAAGCUCAAUGAACUUGGACAGAGAAUUAGUGCAAUUGAAAAAGCACAACUUAAAUCAUUGGAGUUAAUUCAAGGUGAACCUUUGAAUAAAGAUAAAAUUGAAGAGCUCAAAAAGAACAGAGAAGAACAAGUACAAAAGAAAAAGAAAAUACUGAAGGAGCUGCAAAAGGUGGAAAGGCAGUUGCAGAUGAAAACACAGCAGCAAUUUACCAAAGAAUAUUUGGAGACCAAAGGUCAGACAGAAGCUCCCCUUACUCAGCAGCAGCAGCAGUGUCCACAUACAGGUGUCCUCCCAGAACUGGAAGGAAAUGAGGGCCUUCCCGGGGAUAACCUUUCAGGGUUGUCACAGGUUGACAGUGUCCUGCGUAAAGAUGAGCAACAACACUCUCCUUCAUCUCCUGAGCAAACUGAGUUUGCCCCUCUUCAGCCUCUCUCAACACCACAGUGUAACUUUUCAAGUAAUAUAGGUUGUAAUGGGACAGAUUCUUUUGAACUUCAGAAAGUAUUAGGUAAUCAGCAAACUGUAGGACAGCAGCAACCAAUUGCUGGACAUGUUCAGGGGCUAUUAGUUCAAGAACCAGAUGGAUUAAUGGUUGCCUCACCAGCACAGACGCUUACCGACACUCUUGAUGACCUGAUAGCAGGUGGGUUGAGAAAUGUACCUUUUCUUGCAUUAAUGU